Molecule: messenger RNA, 1197 nt
Organism: Dioscorea cayenensis subsp. rotundata (Guinea yam)
Lineage: Eukaryota; Viridiplantae; Streptophyta; Magnoliopsida; Dioscoreales; Dioscoreaceae
Exons: 1
Coding region: 1-1197 (398 amino acids)
Source: RefSeq, a predicted model, not a curated record
AUGAACUUGAUCGACUCUAAUCUCACUAUUUUUGAUGUUAUCGGUGGUGAACGUUGGUGUGAGUCCGCGCUGCAUCAUGUUUUUGGCCCUAAUUUGAAUUUGCAAAGUCUGAGCUUUGUCUCUUUUGAUCUCGUGUCCCUCAAUCAUUGGGCUUGGUCUCCUUCAUCUAAGCAGCAUAAAAUCUCUUCCUCUGUUUACGCAUAUCUUAAUCACGGAGUGCCUCAGGUGGAUCCUUGGCACGGCUGGAGAGUUAUCUGGAAGCUAUAUCUUGCGCCCAGAACCAAACACUUUAUCUGGACUCUCCUUCAUGGUCGUUUGUCUACUUCUAACUUUCUAUCUUACUUGCAUCUUGGUCCAGAUAUCCCUUGCCGGCUGUGCGGCCUUUCCUCUGAAACUAUUGAUCACUUAUUUUGUUACUGUCCCAAAGCCAAGCAGGUUUGGGCUUACCUCAGUUUGAAACUAAACACUUUCAUCCACUUCCCGCUUGGCUUCGGUUCUGGUCUCUGGGUUACUGAGGGCGGUUUCUCAACACACAUUAUUUCAGUUAUCUCUGCAACCGCUUGGAUGAUUUGGAAAUCCCGUUGUGAUGUUAUAUUCCGCAACACUCAUUUUAAUGUCCCUACUGUUGUUUGUAGAGCAAUUGCUCACGUGCAGGAGUUCACCGUUUGCAGGGAAAGUCUGUUCGGGCAAAUGCUCAUUCUAAACAAUAUCCCCAAGUCUGAUAACUUCAUAUUGUUCACUUACUCCUGUGUUCAGCAAGCUUCUGAGGUAUGUUCCACUGGCUUCUUUAUCACAAAUACUAACUAUGUUGUUAAAUUGGCAGGUUGCUUCUCUUUCCCGGUGAGUGAGUCAUCUCUGGAGAAUCUCUCCGCCACCACUGCAGCUCUCCAGUCAGCUCUCGAUCAUGGAUUUUACAUCAAGCAUAUUUUUGUUCAGACUCCCUCGAUCGCAUCUUCUAUCUUCACCCCCGAGCCAGUCAUCACUUGGCGUUUUCGCUCGCAGCUUGAAGAUAUUCGUUUCCUUCUGAACGUUCACGACUCCCCUCGAUUUCAUUGCAUUCCUCGGCUUUGGAUGUCACCUGCGGUUCACUUAGCUUCACUCGGUCUCAACUUCUCCACAUUAAAUCUUUUUCUUUUCGGCCGCGACCUUCCUCGCUGGCUCAUGAAGGCCUUCACUGAGGAUGGGUUCCUCUUCUAG